This is a messenger RNA of Amborella trichopoda, 641 nucleotides long. Its product is annotated as kish-A-like protein. The record is from RefSeq and is a predicted model, not a curated record. NCBI's taxonomy places the organism in Eukaryota, Viridiplantae, Streptophyta, Magnoliopsida, Amborellales, Amborellaceae.
CUACCGUUAUGUCCAAUAUUCCUCUCUCUCACUCUCUCUCUCUCUAGAGCACUCGCGGCAGAACCCUUCUUUUUCGCUCUCUCUUCUGAAACAGCUGCAAAUGCUGACGAAUCAUAGCGUGCUUAUAUUCUUCACAAGAACAAUUUAGGGCACCCAUUUGCCAGGUUGGCUUACCUGAUCACUAUUGGAGACAAUCACGCUCUCUCUCUGUCUAUAAGGUUGCAGGGAAAAGAGAGUCCGAGUAAUUCCUUUUGCUAAGGGUUUCUGAAAUGUCAGCUCUCUUCAAUUUCCAAUCAUUUCUGUCAUUGAUUCUUCUCUUCAUAUGCACCUGUACCUAUGUCAAGAUGAUAUUCCCUGCGCUCCUUGAUCGCAAAAUUGGGUUCCGAGGUUUCUUUUGGAAGGCUGCUAGAAUAGGUGAACGUUUGUGCCCUUGGGUAUCUGCUGCGUGCUUCAUAAUGGGGAUAGCCAUAAUCUUUUUCUAAGCUUAUCUUGAGGAGGUCUCUGUGGUAGCAUUUUUCCUUCCUUUUGUACAAUUCACGUGGUGCAAAGUUAUUUCAUUGUACUUCAUGUUCUUUUUGGACAAAUAAUGAAAUCACAUUGCUUAUCAUUUUAUGCAUUACUUUUUAAUUUGGGGCCAAUAA